Messenger RNA from Cariama cristata (Red-legged seriema), 730 nucleotides. Its product is annotated as exostosin-1c-like. Lineage: Eukaryota; Metazoa; Chordata; Aves; Cariamiformes; Cariamidae. The annotation marks the transcript as partial. The record is from RefSeq and is a predicted model, not a curated record. The transcript is spliced from 2 exons.
GAAAGCCGAAGCCCGGAGGAACUGGCCCCGCUGGACGGAUUGGUCCCUCCUCAAAAGCUUUGCGGACCCCGAGGAGCUCCAGAGCGAUGGGGACCCCUCGCUGCCAUCGCCCCAGGAGCGGCGGGCGGCAUGGCUGAGCGUCUACAAGAACAGCAGAUGCCGGAUGGAAACCUGCUUCGACAUCUCUAGGUGUGAGAAGCACGGCUUCAAAGUCUUCACCUACCCCCGGGAGAGGGAUCAGCCCCUCUCGGAGAGUUACGGCAAAAUCCUUACCUCCAUUGAGCGCUCUCGCUACUACACCCCGAACCCCGAGGAAGCCUGCCUCUUCAUCCUCAGCAUCGAUACGCUGGACCGCGACCAUCUCUCGGGUCAAUACGUCCAUAACGUGGAUGAGAAAAUCCGUGGCUUCCCGCUCUGGAAUGGCGGCCGCAACCACCUCAUCUUGCCCGGCUUCGACAUCUCCCUCCCUCUCUUCUCCAAGGACCACCCGCAGCGCGGUGGAGAGAGGGGGUGGUUGUAUCAGGACUCGAUCCCCCCCAAAAAGAAAUACUUGUUGGUGUUCAAGGGGAAGCGGUACCUGACCGGCAUCGGCUCCGGCACCAGGAACGCGCUGCACCACAUCCACAACGGGAAGGACAUCAUCUCCCUCACCACCUGCAAGCACGGCAAGGACUGGGAGAAGCACAAGGACACACGCUGCGACAGGGAUAACGUCGACUACGAAAAGUGA